Messenger RNA from Didymodactylos carnosus, 651 nucleotides. The record is from the annotation of a GenBank genome assembly. Lineage: Eukaryota; Metazoa; Rotifera; Eurotatoria; Philodinida; Philodinidae.
AUGAAUGUUUUAACAUUCAUGGAUGAGACAAAUAUUGAUGAGAAAAAAAUUAAAUAUCCCACGUUCGAUUUGCUUCGUCGUGCAUUAAAAGAACAACGUCGAAUUGAAGUACUCGUAAGAGAUUGUCGUGGAAUCUAUGCUGUAUUAAUUGGAUGGCUAUUAGCAUUUGACAAACAGAUGAAUUUAAUAUUGUCGGAUGUUGAUGAAGUAUUUCGACGAUUAACAGAUGGUAAAGACUUUAUUCAAUAUGGGGCAAAUGAUAAUAAUGUCAAUAAACAUGAACAACAAAUAGCCGAUGAGAAGAAAAACGAUAACAAAAUGAGUAUGAAACCAGUGGCAGAUUACGAUACAUUUCGUCAACAAUUAACAAAUUUUUUAAAACAUAAUCCAAAAAAACCGUUAGAAAUAGUGAAGAAAAAUGUAGUAAAAAAGGAAAUUAUUUCGGAUGAUGAAGAAGAGGAUGAAUUCACGAGCGAAUGUCAACCAGAAAAUUUACUUCGCAUUCAUUUAUUGAAUACUGAAAAAUCUUCUUCAUCAAUUCCACCACAAAUAGUUAGUAAAAGAGCCAAACCACGAUUUUUCUCUAGACAUAUACCAAAAUUAUUUGUAAAAGGAAACGAAAUUUGUUUAGUUCGACUUUUACUUUGUUAA